CUGCACUCCGCCCGCUGCGUUCCCGCCGGCAACAGGGCAGCGGCUCCUCGUCCUCCCAGCUCCGGGAUCGGGCUCCUGGUCCUCUGGGGUGGCCGGCCCGCGGUUCCCGGGAGACACCAUCCGGUCUCUGCCGCCCGGGCGGCCAGCUGUCCGCAUGGCCGCCAUCAAGGCGCUGCAGCAGUGGUGCCGGCAGCAGUGCGAGGGCUACCGGGACGUGAGCAUCACGAACAUGACCACGUCGUUCCGCGACGGCCUGGCCUUCUGCGCCAUCCUGCACCGCCACCGGCCCGACCUCAUAAACUUCAGUGCUCUCAGGAAGGAAAACAUUUAUGAAAACAACAAACUGGCCUUCCAAGUGGCGGAGGAGCAGCUGGGUAUCCCUGCCUUGCUGGACGCAGAGGACAUGGUGGCUCUGAAGGUGCCAGACCGGCUGAGCGUGCUGACCUACGUGUCACAGUACUACAACUACUUCCACGGACGCUCCCCCAUUGGGGGCAUGGCUGGCAUUAAGAGGCCCCCGUCCGACUCUGAAGAGGAGCUGUCCAGGAAGAAGGCCCCACCUCAGCCGGCCAGGCCCUCGCCCACCCCAGCCCGCGGACACCCACUGUCUCCAGUCUGCACAAAUCCCAUCGUCAGGCAGAAGGAUAGGGGCACAGAGGGCCCCCUGCUGACGGCUGGCCAGGCCUCGGUGGACAGCUCCCCCGCCUCCAUCAGCAGCACCUGUGGGGUCUGCGGCCAGCAUGUGCACCUUGUGCAGCGACACCUGGUUGACGGGAAGCUCUACCAUCGGAGCUGCUUCAGGUGUAAGCAGUACUCCAACACGUUGCACUCAGGCACCUACGCGGCCACGGCCAAGCCCGGCGUCUUUGUCAGUUCCAGCCACCACUCCACACCUGCCUCUGCAAGCCCCAGGUUGCCAGGCCUGGUCCCCACACAGCCAGGGGCCGACCCCACGGACUCCAAGCCUCUCAGCACCCCACAGAAAGCCCAGGAGGCGUGUGGGCGGAGAGAUGCUGGGCCAGAGCGCAGGGCCACUGCCUGGGAGCCCAUGGUGGGCAACUCAACUGCCAAAGGCUUUGUCCCUGCUGCAGCUGACCCUCCGGCCACCACCCCCUCCCAUGUCCCCCUGGGGAGCCCAGCUGCGCCCAGGUUCACGGUGGGUCCCCUUGGUGGCAGAGCCAGCAUGCGUGUGACCAAUAAUUCCCCAACAGGGUGGUCACGGCUGGCACAAGAUGCGGCAGCAGUCAGCCCCCGUCCUGCUGUGACCCCGAGUGCCCCAGACCCUCGCCCGGCCACACCACAAAGCCGGGCAACCCAACUGUCAGCCCCGCAGACCAAGCCCAGUUUGAGUCCAGCGUCUUCAGGCCCAGCAGACGCCCCGGCCUGGACCCCAUCGGCCGCCAGGACGCAGCAGACCCGGGAGAGGUUCUUCCAGAUGCCCGCAGCUGCCCCUACCACUGGCACAACCAGCAGGGCCCCAGCUCCAGCAGAGGCGUCUUCAGGGGUCAGCAGCAGAGAGCAAGCGCAGAACUGCCUCCGGAAGGCCCUUGCAGGGCCUGUGGAGACCUGCGCUCAGGCGCCUGGCAGACCCUCCUCAGCCACCACCCCUGGUCUGAACUGCCAUCCCAGAACAGAAGGGCUACAAGCAAGUCCAUCUGCCAAGCUGUCACAGUCGACGUCUCCCCUGGCUCUUAGGCCCGCAGCAAGGACUGAGCCACAGGCCCCCUUGAGUAUGGGCACCACCUCGGGGGCCUCCACAUCGUCCCAGGCGGGCAUGAAGAGCUCAGUGGUAUCUUCAGGGGCCGGCAGGGCAGGUGCUGGCUCCAGGCAGCAGCUAGAGACCCCAUUGGGAAAGGGCACAAGUGCCAGCCCCCAGGAAGGCCAGGAUGCUGGGCCGGCAGGAUGGAGGGGCCUCCUGAAGCCCGUGGAGAAGAAAAACCCUGCUGACAGAGACCUGGAGCUGAAGGAACCGCAGGGUCCUGGAGGGCUGAGGGCGGGGCAUGCGCCCCUGACGGUCCCUGGGAGCUCCGAGAGGGGUGUCCGCGUCACCCUGAGUCCUGUGCAGCAGGACAGGACACCUGGCCCAGCCAGCCCCCGGCCCAGCCUCUCAGCUGCCUCCCCCUCCCCCGCCCCGCCCCCAUGCCGCAGGAGGGUGGCCGUCCCUGCCAGCCUGGACAUUUCUGGUGACUGGCUUCAGCCCAAGUCUUCGGGGCAGGGAAGACCGGCCCCGAGCUGGAAGGAGGAGAAGCCCGCUUCUCAGGGCAAACCAGGGAGGCCCUUGCUCCCGGCUGGUGUCCCUGAUCCACCUGGCAAGGCGGUGACUUCCCCUGUCAGGCUGCACCCUGACUACAUGCCCCAGGAAGAGAUCCAGAGGCAGAUGCAAAGCAUCCAGAGUCAGCUGGAUGCCCUGGAGCUCAGGGGCGUGGAGCUGGAGAAACGCCUGCGCGCGGCUGAGGGGGACGACUCAGAAGACGCGCUCAUGGUGGACUGGUUCCGGCUCAUCCAUGAGAAGCAGCUUCUGCUGCGGCUGGAGUCGGAGCUGAUGUACAAGGCCAAGGACCAGCGCCUGGAGGAGCAGCAGCUGGACCUCGCGGGGGAGCUGCGCCGGCUGAUGGCCAAGCCCGAGCGUCUGAAGUCACCCCAGGACCGGCAGCGGGAGCAGGACCUGCUGAACCAGUACGUGAGUACAGUCAACGACCGCAGCGACAUCAUCGACUGCCUGGACGAGGACCGGCUCAGGGAACAGGAGGAGGAUGAGACACUGCAGAGCAUGAUCCAGAACCUGGACCUCCAGAGGAAGAAGCCCAAGUCCCGCUUGUCCAAGAUCUGGUCCCCGAAGAGCAGAAGCAGGACCCCCGAGUGAGCUCCUGGCCGGGCUGCAAGACCCUCGCCUGUGGGCUGGGCAUGGUGGGCACCAGGGGUGGGAACCAGGGCAGCAUUACCUGCACAUGUCUCCGUGGGGUCCAAGCAGCCUCAAUAAAGAAACUGACCAUGUGGC
Rhinolophus ferrumequinum (greater horseshoe bat) is the source of this 2998-nucleotide messenger RNA. RefSeq names its product MICAL like 2 (gene MICALL2). Gene Ontology annotation, molecular function: protein binding. The record is from RefSeq and is a predicted model, not a curated record. The transcript is spliced from 17 exons. Bases 155 to 2863 code for a protein of 902 amino acids. Lineage: Eukaryota; Metazoa; Chordata; Mammalia; Chiroptera; Rhinolophidae.